CCCCAUCGUAUUUUCUCACUGAAGCCCCAGUCCUGUCAGCAAACCGAAUAAUUGGCACAGCCUGCUUCGUCUUGGUGCGUGCAUCCGGCUCGGCAACCGGAGCAAGACUCCCGGUCAUGCAGCGUCCGAGGACACUUCUACUGAGGGGGCGCACGGACAUCGCGAAGCGCUUUCGACGACUUUACCAUAAGAGCGGCGCCGUGCUGGCGGACACGACUUGAUCGCUCCUGCUUACCUCUCAAGCUGCUCACCAUCUCUCUGCCCUUGUCUCACGAACAUCCAGCUAUCGAAAUGACGACCAUCAAUGGACACUCGUUGAACGGAAAUGGACACGCCGCGAAUGGCAACGGACACGCUAGCAUCGACGUAGCCCCUUCGACACAGGUCAAGACAGUCCACUUCUCCUCCAAGCAUCCCGACCUUACGCUCUUGUACCUCGACGCAGCCACUCCUGCAUCUUCCUCUUCGAAUAAGCCCCUCAUCUUCUAUAUCCACGGCGGAGGUUUUGUAGUUGGAGAUGCCUACCUCAUCCCUGCGCAUCUCAUCGCUCUUGCCCAGAACAUGGGAGCGGCCCUAGUCAGCGUCAACUAUCGUCUCUGCCCAGAAGUCGGCAUUCGCAAUGGGGUCGAGGAUGUCGAGGAGGCUUGGCAGUACGUCUUCAAGGGUGGGCUCGGUCAAAGCUUCGAAGCGUCCAAGACGCUCAUCGUUGGAGCCAGCGCUGGCUCUCAUUACGCCGUACAGAUGCUCCUCACCACGGAUCCGGCUGCCCAGCCUGCUGCGUUUCUCAACAUCUACGGCGCUGUAGGCGUAGACGUCUCCAGGUACGGCCAGCCGAUCCCGCAGUCGGUCCUCCCUCACCCGCUCCUCGACAUGCCCGGCGGCUUCCCACCUCUUAACCAGCUCAUCCACAACCUCUACAAUAAGCCAGAGGGAGCAAGUGACAAUGUCAGCGAAUGGCCUGCAGGCGCCUCGCUCAAGUCUGGUCUCCUGCAGCCGUCCGAGGUGCGCCUUGGCGUCCUCGACCAGCUGCUGGCAAAGGAGAAAAUCGACCACCCCGAGAAGUGGGAAGCCUUCUGGGCGGCGAAUGGUCUGUCGAAAUCCCUCUACGGCGAUCUUCAAGCCGGCGUGCGCAUGAAGCCAGAAGACAUCGCUCGCAGCCUUCUGCUGCCGUGGGGCUUCCGUACGGGCAACUUCGUUGAGAUGCUUCGCGAUGCCGAUGCAGGGCAGACUUUGGAAGAGUCAGACGUCUACCUCAAUAUCACCAAGAGACUGCAAGGGGCUGCUGACCCAGCCUCGACUGGUCGUCUGCCACCGACGAUGAGCGUGCACGGCUCAGCAGACGUUCUUGUUCCGCCCUCGGUCAGCGAAGGGUUCCACGCCGUCAUGAAGGCGCGCGGUGAGGAGAGCGAGCUACUCAUCGUCGAGGGCAAAGAGCAUGGCUUCGAUUGCGGGGAGUGGGUCUUUGGACAGGACGACGAUGUCAGGAAGGUCGACAUGUGGGUGAGAGCGAAGCUGGGGGUCACAGCUGCCUGAACGGAUCCCACCCGCCCGCCUUUUUCGCCGUCUCUUAUCUUGUUGUGCUCGUAGAAUUGCUCGCAUUUGCUCG
This is a messenger RNA of Jaminaea rosea, 1606 nucleotides long. RefSeq names its product alpha/beta-hydrolase. Gene Ontology annotation, molecular function: hydrolase activity. The record is from RefSeq and is a predicted model, not a curated record. The transcript has 3 exons. NCBI's taxonomy places the organism in Eukaryota, Fungi, Basidiomycota, Exobasidiomycetes, Microstromatales. The coding region runs from base 292 to 1533 and encodes 413 amino acids.